Molecule: messenger RNA, 954 nt
Organism: Cyclocybe aegerita
Lineage: Eukaryota; Fungi; Basidiomycota; Agaricomycetes; Agaricales; Hemipholiotaceae
Source: the annotation of a GenBank genome assembly
AUGCAAUGGCAGUCUCCCCCUUUGACGAAGUUGUACUCUGGCGGUGGCUCGAUCUCCGUAUCGCUGCAUGGUGAAAAGGCUGUCUUCUCAGAACUUGCCUCAACCUAUCCGCUAAAGCUCCUUGCCCCUUAUAUUCACGACAAAACCGCACUCGUCUACCUUCUAUCUUACGGAGGAGGUCUCGUGGGUGGCGACGAAGUUGAUCUCAAUGUAAACGUUCAGCGAGGAGCAAGGCUGCUAAUACUGUCACAGGGAACCACGAAGGUAUUCAAAACGCGAAUAGGACGAAGACAAGCUUCCGUGCAUGCGAAAGGGUUGGCAUCCGGGCUCCCUUCAAGCCAACACGAUACAACGGCUUCUUUGACCCAGCAAACUAUCGCCUUUCGUAUUGCUCCAGACAGCCUGCUCCUUCUGCUGCCGGAGCCUGUGACCUGCUUCCGGGAUGCGUCAUAUCACCAGAGGCAGACAUUCCACGUCGAGGGGAAUGGUUCUCUCGUUAUCCUUGACUGGAUAACCUCUGGACGCAUCUCCCGAGGCGAGGAAUGGGUCUUCUCUCGUUAUCACAGCACGAACGAAGUCUUCCAUGACGGAAAAAGGGUAGCAAAGGACAUCAUGCUCCUCGAAAACCAGGAAUUAGGACCUCACAUUCCAGAGCGGCCGCUUCGAGAACGGCUAAAGCCUUAUUCCUGUUACGCCAUGGUCAUCUUCUAUGGCCCACAAACUCGGCCUAUUUUGACGGACCUUGCCAGUCGAUAUGAUCAGAUUACGAUCUUCAAGGAGAAGACACCUGCCCAACUUAUUUGGUCCCUCAGCCCCAUCGAAGCAGAAGACCAGGGUGCAGUAGUCCGAGUGGCGGGUCUUGAAACUGAGAUCGUGAAGAAUUGGCUGAAGGACUCCCUAUCGCAUUUGGAAGAAGCCGUUGGACGAGACUUGUAUCGGAGAGCCUUUGUGUAA